Molecule: messenger RNA, 771 nt
Organism: Bipolaris zeicola 26-R-13
Lineage: Eukaryota; Fungi; Ascomycota; Dothideomycetes; Pleosporales; Pleosporaceae
Exons: 2
Coding region: 1-771 (256 amino acids)
Source: RefSeq, a predicted model, not a curated record
AUGGUCACAUUAGAGGAGUCGUCGAAACCAGCUCGAUAUGCAUGCUUGAGCCACUGCUGGGGCAGUGGAGAGAAUCUCCUCAAAACAACACAAGAAAAUAGGCGCAUACAUAUGGACCUCGGAAUCCUAAUCGAGAAUCUCCCAAAGACGUACCAGGAUGCUGUGACUGUCUGUAAAGAGCUUGGAAUUCAUUAUUUGUGGAUCGACAGUCUAUGCAUCAUCCAGAAUAGCGAACAGGAUUGGAAACAACAAGCUUCGCGUAUGGCAGAUGUAUAUCAGAAUGGCUACGUGACCAUUGCAGCCGCCGCCGCCCGAAAUUCGGAAGAAGGGCUGUUCAAUGACAUCUCUAAUCGGCGAAUUGGCUAUCCUCUACCUGAGUACCCCUGGGUCCAUGUCCGAAGAAAAGCUCGUCGCCCUGAUCCAACGGAGGAAUUUAUGGAUAUGCGAUCAGAUGAUGGAUUCCCAUUGUACAAGCGAGGUUGGGUGUUCCAGGAACUGACCUUAUCUCCACGUGUCAUACAUUAUGGCCGCGAGGAAUUGAUUUGGCACUGUCGAACGAGUUCAAGACACGAGGGUGAUCCAGAUGGUCACUUUCUCUUGCCAAGUCUUGUGAGAGAAGACUUGAGAAGUAACAUGGAACUUCCAGUACAAGAUGCGUGGUGCAGAAUUGUGAGAUCCUUUUCGUGGCGAAACAUUACGUUUGAGAAGGAUAGGCUUCCUGCCAUUGCAGCUUUUGCAAGUCGAAUACAAGCACAAGACUUCUGUGCAUAG